This is a messenger RNA of Mercenaria mercenaria, 3833 nucleotides long. RefSeq names its product WD repeat-containing protein 38-like. Gene Ontology annotation, molecular function: protein binding. The transcript has 10 exons. The coding region runs from base 1172 to 2077 and encodes 301 amino acids. The record is from RefSeq and is a predicted model, not a curated record. Lineage: Eukaryota; Metazoa; Mollusca; Bivalvia; Venerida; Veneridae.
AGUACCGUUGUCUAUUAAUGUAGGAAUUGGGGGAGAUUUUUUGUUUGAGAACUUUUUAGCAAGUUUAAACCAUUUUUUAACAUUAGUAUUUUCGGAAUUAAUUUCGUCUGUUAAUUUUUCUGUGUAUUCCUUCUUUGUUUUUCGGAUAAGGUUGGUAGUAUCAUUUCUAAUUUUGCAAAAACUGACCCGGUUAUGUGGUCGAUUCUCUGUCAUAUGUUUUUCAUACAAGACUAAUGCAUGUUUAAUCACUUUUUCUUACAGUCUGUAAAAUUUUUAGAUAUAUUUUACGAUUAAUAACGACAAUACAAAACACAAGAUACAGGAGACUUUAUUUUAUGUCGGAUUCAAUGUAACAAGUAAACAAAAGCUCAUAAACUACAGUAAAACACCGCUCGCUCGAGGUCCUAAAGCUUAAGGGGAUGAGCAAAAUACACGAGUUAUCCAUGGUUUCGAGUGACCCAAAAAUUUAAAGAAGAAAAGGCAAACAAAACAUAACGUGCACAUGCUUGAGAGUAAAUCAGUGGAUCAGCCGGCUCUUACCGGUAAUGUAUGUAUAAUGCUCAUUUUGUUACCAGUUGAUGCAUGUAUAUGGGGAAGGGCAAAACCUCUAAUAUAUAUACUGCAAUAACUUGUACGCCUUUAGAAACUCUUUUGCUUUGUAAUAUAUGUACACAAGUUUAAAAUCAUGUACAUUAUGUUUAUCAUGGCAUGAUAGGUGAAUAUUUUGUAUUGAUGGAUCCUAGUACCUGACUGUACAGGACUAACACAUAAGCUGGGGCCUAUUCAGGUGUCAAGUCUUAGUUAUAAUAUAUAAUUUAGUGGCUUUGUACCGGUUUGCUCUUUGUAAUAUUCAUGUAUAUUAUUUCCUAUGCCCCGUUUAAAACAGGAAGUGCUCCGUUUCCAAUGUAAAUAACAUGAGGAAUUUUAAUUAAAUUAUGCUAUUUCCAUUGUUAUUUAGCUACAAUAAGGUUACCUGACUUAAAAAACAGUUUGUGAACAAGUGCAAAGGGAUAUCUACGCUGAUACUGGUUUCAAUACAUAGCGGACAGUCGAUGACACUGACAAUUGUAAAAACAAAACACAGAAGAUGCAUUCAAAAAAGUACACUCAUGGCAACAGAAAUAUGAGAAAACAAUAGGGUUGUAACAGUGUGCAUUGCCCACAGCUCAAGAUGUUUAGAGGUCCAAGGGAUUAUUCCAAACUAGAUCUUAAACAGUUUGGUGGACACAAAGAUGAGGUGAAUAGUGUAGCAUUCUCCCCAGACUUCCAGAUAAUGGUCACAGGUUGCGAUGAUGAGAGAGUUCGAGUCUUCAAUACCAGCAAUGGAAAUAUAGUGUGUAAACUUAAAGGACAUACUGGUGCUGUAAAAAGUGUGUGCAUUGCACCAGACAGUAAAACAUUUGCAAGUGGAUCAUAUGACAAAACCGUUAGAAUUUGGAGGAUGAAUGAUGGAGAACCACUUCAUAUUUUAAAAGGUCAUACAAAGAGUGUCGAAGUGGUUGUGUAUUCAUCAGACUCAAGUAAACUUUGCUCUGGAUCCUGGGACAGAACUGCUAUUCUCUGGGAUGUACAGAAUGGAUAUUUACUGAAGGUUUUUGAAGGACACGAAAACUUGGUGCAGUCUAUAGCAUUUUCAUAUAAUGGUCUAUACCUGGCAACAGGGUCGUGGGAUUUCACUGUAAGACUAUGGACUAUAGCAAGCCCUGAUGGUAGGGAUAAAGUUGUGGUGCUAAAGGGACAUAAAGGCAAUGUUCAUGCGGUUGCAUUUUCCAAAGAUGGAAUGCUGGCUUCUGGUUCCUGGGACAGAUCAGUCCGAUUAUGGAACCCUCGUACAGGCAAAUUGAUUCACAUGCUUGUAGGUCAUGAGGGCUGGGUUCAAGCUCUUGCUUUCUCAAAUGAUGGGAUAUAUUUGGCCAGUGCUAGUGAUGAUGACACUGUCAGAGUUUGGGAUGUUGUAUCCGGAUCGUGUAUCAAAGUUUUAGAAGGUCAGACAGAUAUAGCCCAACACUGUGCAUUUACUCCCGGAGGGGCCUUGGUAGCGUCUGGUGCUGCGGGUAUAACCCUGUCACUUACCUGACAUAUGGUGUAUUAUGAUUCAUGUCAAACCAAAGACAUCUUUUAAAACAUACAGGUCCUAACCCGAAUUCAUAUUUGGUGCGGUUACAGAAAAAUUAUGUGUAUUUUGUUCAGAGUCAUACGAGUUACACUAUUAGGAAUUGUUUAAAUGUAAAACAGGGUUUGAUCCUCGUAACAUACUACAUUUCAUUCAGUAUCUAAGCAAGUAACCAAGUAAGUAAGUAAAUAGUUUGUUAUAGUGACAUGUGCCGCAUAGCAUAUAUUACAGACAAAUAGUUAUGUACAAAGAAAACAAGCACCCGGCCCAUUGGACCUAUAAGUCACCUCAACUAUUAAAAUAAUAAAUGUGCAUAAAGGUAAGCAUUUUGGACUGCCGGACGUAAAGUUUUUUUUCGACUGAACUUGUCAUGAAAGAACUGGUUGAGCGUUGCUAGAGCUUGCCAUUGGAAUGUUUUAAAAGAUUUCAAGAUGUUCCUGGUGUCUGUUUCUGACAAUAAAUUUAUGUAGCAUUCGUGACCUGUUAUAGCAGUUCAAUUUAUGGCAUUCCAAAGUAUUGGCUGUUUGCUUGUCAGGAUAGCAAUAUCGUAAAUACUACCACAACACUGUUUGGAUCAUGCCAUCGUUUAUUUCUGUACUCUGACAAAAUGAUUGGUAUAAUGUUAAUGUUAAAAAUUCAGUAAUCUGAAAUCUUAUUAGUUCAACUUUUCAUAAUAUUAUUAUUAUAUUAUGUCUUUUAAAACUACAAUGCAAGAACUGGGGCUCAGCAUAAUCGUGAGAAUUAUGGGCCUUUGCCUUAUAAUUAAACAAUAAAAUGCAGAUGUAAUUUGUUUAAUUGUUUCAUACGUUGACAAUGAAGCCAAAAUUGCUUCGCUGCAAAUAUUUUAUAUAAAUAAUGAUUGAAUGUACCUGAACGUUGCACUGCUUGUCGCCAAAUACUUCUUACAGAAAAAAUGUUUUGAAAACUUUUUGUUUGACGAUAGUUUUUCGAUAAACCUAACUCAUUUAUAUGCCAAUAUUGGAAAAUUUAGUGCUUUUAGCUUAGUGUCUGUUCGUUUAUCGGUAUCCAAAAUGUCCAUGUAGAUAUUUAUGUAUAUACUGCAUUUUCUAAUUUAUUUCAUAUUUCAUUAUAUUAUGUAAGUGCUAAAUAUCAGUUUUAUCAACUUUCCUUAAAAUCAUAAUUCCUUUUAAUUACAUUGUGUAUUAAGUUUUUAAAGGUGCCAAAUUUCCAGAAUAAAACAUAGAAAAGUCAUUGAAUGAUUAAUUUUGUUGUGAAAUUUUCAAGUUUUAGAGGUAAAUCAUUUUAUGAUUCUGUGGUGACAUUGUAUGUAAAAAAAAUAAAUGUUUAUAGAACCUAAGGAUUUUCUCGUGUAAGAUGAUGUCAGCAUCAGCUUAUAAAAUCGUAGACCCAAAGAAACAAGUAAAAAUUGUUGCUAAAUGCAGACAGAUCAUUGGAAGAAAUGUCUCCUAUGAGGCUGUUUGGUGCCAAUCUCUGAUUGUGACAGUUAUUGUAGAGAUUGUGUUUUAUCUCCCUGUAGUCGUGUACGCUUGUAUAUUUGUUAUUUUACCUGGUAUUUCAUACGUCAUACACUAGAUUUCUUUAAGUGCUAACCAUCUUUUGUUAUAUAGUUUAUUUUACAGAUUACAGUAUAUGUGAAUUUGGUUUUAUAUUAUUAGCAGUAUUAAAUGUAAAGAAUCUGUCUCAUUUAUUAUUCUGAUAUCAAAAUAUAAAUACAAUAAAAGGAGAUUUUGAAAAACAA